GUCAUGAGAACGAUGGAUGUUACAAUAUGCGCGACAAACGAAAUGUAGAGAGCAAACGCCUAUACAAACCAAGAGCGCGGACAGGCUGUAUCACAUGUAGGAUCAGACGUGUGAAGUGCGACGAAGCGCAACCAAGCUGCCAGAAGUGCUUGUCGACAGGUCGCAAGUGCGAUGGAUAUGUCGCCUCUCAACCAUCAUCUCCGAAUCACAAUCGAGAGUUGAGUCUGAACGUUUACAAAUCUGGAGAAGAAUCCAGUGCGAUCGAUUUCUUCCUCCGAGUCUCUAUCCCACAGUUUGCGGGAAACUCUCCGUCUGAGUUCUGGAAUCGCCAUGUUUUGCAAUUAGCCCAACAAGACGUUGGCAUGCGACACUCUCUGGUCGCUCUUUCUCAUCUUCACCGAGAUUUUACGAAUUCUCAAAACCAAUUACAGCAUAAUCAGCCAGCUUUGUAUCAUUACGAUGCAGCAAUCCGCAAUCACAUCAAGUCGCUUUCAGGAGAAACACAGGACACAUUGCAGUCUAGCUCUGCAAUGUCGACUGCAAUUGUUUUCAUAUGCAUCGAAAUCAUGCAAGGUCAUCUUGCAUCUGCCGUCUCACUUCUACAGCGCUCUGUCGCCAUGUUACCGAGUUCCACGAACCAGUACGUCCCGCUAUAUGAAGACCUCAUAUCUCGUCUUCGGAUUCAUGCUCAGCGUAUUGUCAUGUUGAUGAAAGCCGAAGC
This is a messenger RNA of Aureobasidium uvarum, 721 nucleotides long. NCBI's taxonomy places the organism in Eukaryota, Fungi, Ascomycota, Dothideomycetes, Dothideales, Saccotheciaceae. The record is from the annotation of a GenBank genome assembly.